AUGUCUUCUUUGCUUGUUUCGUCAGUCACUGAAAAUGCCCUCAUAUAUGAUGGCGCAGUCCAAGAUUGCUCAACGUCUGCUGCAUUUAUCUUCAAUGUUGAGGAAGAGGCCACAACCUUAGUAUUGAAUAUUGUGGGUGAAGAUGUUCCUAAUAUGGUACUUCUUAGCGAUCCCAACAGAAAUCGGAUUAAUGUUCCUGAUUACACAUCAUUUAUGGAUCAAAACACCAUAACUCUGUCAAUAGGUUUGAAUAAAACACAGUACCGUGCAACACCAUGGUCAUUAUCAGUGAGAACGACCAGCGGACCAUGUUUUGUGCAGGUGCGAGCUGUAUCUCCACUUACGGUAAUCCCAGGAUUCACCUCCAUCAUGUCCAAUGAUUAUCCAGCUGAAUCACCGUUUUCUACAAGAGGAAGCGACCACCAUGCUUAUACAGUACUACGUGUUCCAAACAAUUCCUAUACUGUAGACCAAAUCAGCAUCGGACCAGGUGAUGUCGCAAAUCCAUGGACGGACGCGACAUCGUUGCAGUCCGUUCAAGCGCUUCCGAGAGACACUGCAUCCUGUUCCUAUCAGUACAUCUCUGAAAAAAAUGUUGAGAUGCCGACUUCUAAUCUAGUUAGAAUGGAGGUUUCCGGGCAUACUUCAACGAGUGCAUGGUAUCAAAGGACCUUUUACUUCGAGCAAAUCAAUGUAUUUGCGAGUGUCUGCAAUCACGGACAAGCCAACAUGUAUGGAGAAUGUGUUUGUGCUGAUGGUUACUCGGGCCAAUUCUGUGAUCUACCUCCUUGCCGAAAUGGUGCCACGAGAUCGAUGACUGUUUGUCUUUGCGCUACAGGAUACUACGGACAAUUAUGCGAAAAUAGAAUUGGAGGGUUUGAACCUAUCACAACAACGACGACUACACCGAUAACUAUUACAAUACCUUUGCAACCAACUCCUGGAUCCAGCGCAGCAUUAAAUGUUUUCGUAGUUUUUUUCAUUGUUUUAGGAAAACUAUUAUUAUAAUUGGGAACUGUUUGCUGUUGAAUGGAUCAUUUAUCGACUACUUUUUUACGUUGAAAAAGUCGUUUGUAACUUUUCCUGUUUUGUUCUUUUUAAAUGAGUGUAUUGCCAAAAAUUUAUUGUUCUAUUUCCCUUAAUUUUCUGUCAAUCACUAACUAAUCGAUUUCGUCAU
Molecule: messenger RNA, 1177 nt
Organism: Cylicocyclus nassatus
Lineage: Eukaryota; Metazoa; Nematoda; Chromadorea; Rhabditida; Strongylidae
Source: the annotation of a GenBank genome assembly